This is a messenger RNA of Microthlaspi erraticum, 582 nucleotides long. The record is from the annotation of a GenBank genome assembly. NCBI's taxonomy places the organism in Eukaryota, Viridiplantae, Streptophyta, Magnoliopsida, Brassicales, Brassicaceae.
AUGAUCAAGAGGAUGCUCGGUGGACAAACCAUGGAACUGGUUUUGUUUCACCAAGGCUGUGAUUUGAGGCUUGAUCUCAAAGUCGUUCCUUGGAGGCUGAGGGAGGCGGAUAGGGUUCCGGUCCAAGAAGAAAGCAUCGGAAGAAUCAAACUCUUCCAUGAUUUGGUGCCUCAGAUGCUGAGCGAAUUGUUCUCUCCUUUGAGGCACAUGUUGUUGAGCUUGAGUUGCACCGAGAGGGUGGUGAUUGUUUGGUGGAGGUGCGGCUCCUCCUUGUUCUGGCUGAUCAGCACCAGCUCCAUCAGGGACAUGGGCAUUGCGUGCUUGUUUCUCUGGGGCAGGAGAUUGCUACUGGCCACCUUGUGCAGGGGCUUCUCCGGCUUGGUCUUUUGGAGCACUUUGGAUCAUUUGGGACGUGAGGAGCAAGGAAGGACUUGGUGCAUGGACGCAGCUCAGCCGGACACACAAAGGACGAAGGAGGAAGUCAUCUUGAAGCCAGCUCGACCACCUACUCGACCAUCCCGUCGAGUUUCUCAACUCGACCGGCCAAGCUUCAACUCGAUCGAGCUGAGAAGUCAACAGUAA